Monodelphis domestica (gray short-tailed opossum) is the source of this 3103-nucleotide messenger RNA. It is a transcript of the gene ELOVL4, whose product is annotated as ELOVL fatty acid elongase 4. Gene Ontology annotation, cellular component: endoplasmic reticulum; endoplasmic reticulum membrane. Gene Ontology annotation, biological process: fatty acid elongation, polyunsaturated fatty acid; very long-chain fatty acid biosynthetic process; fatty acid elongation, saturated fatty acid. The record is from RefSeq and is a predicted model, not a curated record. Lineage: Eukaryota; Metazoa; Chordata; Mammalia; Didelphimorphia; Didelphidae. Gene Ontology annotation, molecular function: fatty acid elongase activity.
CUGCGGCUGCUGCCUCUGCUCGCGCUGCCGCCAAGAUGGGGCUCCUAGACGCGGAACCAGCGCGCAUGCUGGAUGCUGUGUCCACCGCGGUCAACGACACCAUCGAGUUCUACAGAUGGACCUGGACAAUCGUAGAUAAACGUGUUGAGAACUGGCCUCUAAUGCAGUCUCCAUUGCCUACAUUAUGUAUAAGUACUCUUUAUCUCCUCUUUGUCUGGCUGGGCCCUAAAUGGAUGAAGAACAGAGAACCUUUCCAGAUGCGUUUAGUGUUGAUUGUCUAUAAUUUUGGAAUGGUUUUACUUAACAUGUUUAUCUUCAGAGAGCUAUUUUUGGCAUCAACUGCUGCAGGAUAUAGCUAUAUUUGCCAGAGUGUCAAUUAUUCAGAUGAUGUGAAUGAAGUCAGGAUAGCUGGGGCUCUGUGGUGGUACUUUGUGUCAAAAGGAGUUGAAUAUUUGGAUACAGUAUUCUUCAUUCUGAGGAAGAAAAACAACCAAGUAUCUUUCCUUCAUGUGUAUCAUCACUGUACUAUGUUUACAUUGUGGUGGAUUGGCAUUAAAUGGGUAGCAGGAGGACAAGCAUUUUUUGGAGCUCAACUUAAUUCUUUUAUCCACGUGAUUAUGUAUUCAUAUUAUGGCUUAACUGCAUUUGGCCCAUGGAUUCAGAAAUAUUUAUGGUGGAAACGAUAUUUGACUAUAUUACAGCUGGUUCAAUUCUAUGUGACUAUUGGACAUACAGCAUUGUCUCUCUAUACGGAUUGCCCUUUCCCCAAAUGGAUGCACUGGGCUCUCAUUGUUUAUGCCAUCAGCUUUAUUUUUCUGUUUCUUAAUUUCUACUACCAAACAUACAACGACCCCAAGACAUCAAAAAAUCGAACAGCAGCAGCAAAUGGUAUUUCAGCAAAUGGUAUAAGCAAAUCAGAAAAGCAGCUAGUGAUGGAGAAUGGAAAAAAGAAGCAUAAUGGAAAGGCAAAAGGAGAGUAACUUGAUCCAGGCCUUAAUCGUUGUUGACAGUGAGGAACUUCCCAUCUGAUAAAAUUUUCAGGGAAAAACACAAGCAAAUGAGAGUUUGGAAUAGAGAGAAAGGAGCCUUCUCUCUCUGUGCCAGUUAACUUUGAGAUUAACUAAAGUGUUAGAUAAGACACCCAGAUGUUUAUUUAUGAAUAUUGUUUUAAUUAUAAGACUUCUAGUUAACUUUUGAUUUUUCUCCAGACUAAAGGAUCAUCUUAUUAUUUGGAAGAUUACCUUUCAGGCCACAAGGUUCUUCACAGAAGAACUUUUGCUAGGAAGUGACUAGCAAAAUAUUAUAAUAGAGUUUUCAUAAAUCUUUUUUGUGAAUAUGUGCAAUUUUUUCUAAGGUUGGUUUUUAGACCAACUAGAUGAGCCAUAUCACAAAGUGACUAUGUUUAAUGAGGACAUCAGUAUAUUUAUAUGCCCUCACAAACAACCGUUUAGUCUAAAUUACCAGGUAUGUGUCCUAAUUUGAAAGGGAACACUUUCCAUUUUCUGAGUUGAAGCAUGAUGGUAAUAUAAACAAUCUUAAGUUUUCUGGAUUUCAAUUUACUUUCUAAUGUGGUCUGAACAUGCCAUUUUUGUUGUUGUAAUUAGAUAUUAAAAAUCUGGUAAUGACUCUAAACUCUUAAGUGUUUGGUGACGUCCGGUGUCGGUGAAUAUAAGAAAGCAUUGCAGAAAAUAUCAUGUUUUAGCAGUCCAAAGGUUAUUGGAAUAACCAGUGAUACAAAUGAUUGUGGGGAAACAACUUUUUGUGAGGAAAAGGUAGCCUUUGAAUAUUUUUAUUUCUGGCAGAAGUGUAUUAUGAAAAAUUAUAAUUAUUGUCUGAUUGGAACAUGAAACGUCUCUUGUCUUUAUUAGCAAUAUCAACAGAAUUACAUCUUUGUACUAUUAGAAGAGUAUGUUGAAUUUAUCAGGCUUUCCUUGUUUUGAGUGUCUGUUACAGAUUUCAAAAGUAUAAAUAUACUACCUCUUCUGUUGAAAAGAACAUUUGAAUAAAUAAAUUUUAAUUUUAAAAAUGCUACUAAUACAAGGAGUCUUCCAAUGUAAUGUUAGUCAUAUUAACUCCAAAACUCACUAUGCUUCCUUAGUUUUGUGAAUAGUGUAUGCUCAGGUUUUUCUAUAAAAUCAUUCUUUCCAUUUAAAUACCAGUUUAGUUUUAUAGUGAUAAUUUUAUUGUGAUUAAGUUCAGAUGUUAUUUAUUAAUAGCAUAUAUUACUAUCCCAUUCUAGUGCAAUAUUCUUGACUCCUUGGUGCUGAAAGCAUGAAAUUCACAAUGCUUAAUGUCGUAAAGUAAUAGGCAAGGACAGAACUACAAAACUACAUUUGCCAUUGAAAUGCAAUAUUUAGGUAAUGCGUGACCAAUUCCCUAGGGAAGAAAACAUACACUGUUUGUCCAUAUUACUUGAGAAGCAGUGUGGUGUAGUGGAUAGAAAACUGGCCUUGAAGUUAGAAAAACCUGUGGUCAGGUCAUGCCUCUGACAUAUAGCUAUGUGACCCCAUGUAAGCAGGUUAUUUGUCUUCAAAGACUACAAAUUAUGAAUGAGGUGGCAAUCAUAAUCAGUAGAGGAAGUUACUUCACUAGGAGGUUCUCAUUGGGAGUUCCUAUACUGAAGAAAUCAAAGGUCCAGACAUUUAAAAAAUAUACAUACUACAUAAAUUAAUUUGUUAGUGAGAUGUUGGACAUAUUUCUAUUAAAAAGUGGAAAACUGUAAUACUUGACACAAAAGCAUGAACAAGGUUCUAAAAGUUUUAUUGACAUGUAAAAACUGCAUGUGCAGGAUAUAUACUGUAUGACUGUGGCAGACAAAAUAUUUUUUUAAAUUUUGUAAACCACAAAAUAUUUAUUGUGCAUUAAAAUUAGGCAUUUCAGUGUUUUUUUCUUAAUGCAUUUGCAAUUAUUAGAAUUGUAGAGUAUUGGCUACAGAUCCAUAAUGUUAUGGUCUGAUAGGAUUAACCACACUUUGUUUUUGCUUCUUAGUUCUGUAAUAAUGAUAGAUUUGUAAUCUGUAUAAACAGUCUGUAUUGAUUCCUCUGAGCUCUUCAUUUCCUGCCACUUGAUUUAUGCACAAUAAAUAUGCCGCUGCAGUGGGAAA